UUGAGUUUCUCACAAACAAGAGUUUCAGACUUUCUGCAUAACCAGGAAGCUCCAGAACGAUGUCGAUGAGGAAAUCUGCGUCUCUGAACAACGGCGAAGCCGUGGAGGGUGAGGUGGCAAAGCGUGGACGCUUUGAUCGCUGCUUCUCCUUCAUGGAGAUUUCAGUAGAACCGGGAAAGGCUGUGAAGGACAUGGAUUCCAGCAAGUUGAAGGCUGAGAUCAAGAGGUGGGCCAAGGCUGUCGUGGCAUAUGCCCGGCAGGUUAGUGGUCGACUUGGUGGCUCUCGUGGCGGUUGAAUUUCAAGCACGUGCGUGCUAAUUGCUGCUAUUGCUUUUUGUAACGAAUAUUUGCUGCGGCUAUCUCUGUUCGAGCAAGACUCUGAAGGGCGCUGCUCCAAAAUCCAAAUUCUUUGUAUAUAUAUAUAAUUAUUCAAUUUAUUCGUUGCCUUCUGGAUUUAUUUUUUAAUUUUUUAAUUUUGUAUUCCUUCUUUUUGCUUUCGGUAUUUAAUUAU
Corylus avellana is the source of this 511-nucleotide messenger RNA. NCBI's taxonomy places the organism in Eukaryota, Viridiplantae, Streptophyta, Magnoliopsida, Fagales, Betulaceae. The record is from RefSeq and is a predicted model, not a curated record.